AUGUCACCUGAAAUGUUAAUGCAACCAUUCGAGCAAUCCUUUAGUAUUGUACCUAUGUUUAACAAUUAUUAUCAAUCAUCUACUGAUAAUCAUGCUACCACUGACACGGAACAGAAUAAUAAUAAUUACUUUUUUGACUUUACUCAGCAUCCUGAUAUGGAUCCAAAUGGUCAUUUUAGAACUACUUUUUAUAACCCUUUUGAAAUCAAACAUCGUCGUCGUACUUCUCGUGCACAACUUAAAGUACUUGAGAAAUCAUUUUCAGAAAAUCCAAAGCCCAAUGCAACAGUUCGUCGUAUUCUGGCUCAGCAAUUGGAUAUGACUCCUCGUGGUGUUCAAAUUUGGUUUCAAAAUCUUGCUACUGCAGCAGCAGUUAAUUGUAUGCUUGAUAACACACUACCUGAUGAUGUUUUGAUAAAUCAAAAUGACUGGUUCAAGAUGCCUAUUCAUCCUCUAGCCCCAGUAAUUGAUAAUACAGAGAGUUUUGGUCUUUCCUCUGAAAUGAGUUCUGAUGAAUGGAGAAGGAAAUCUUGCCCUAUUCUAGGAACAAAGAAUACUAUGUAUCCAUCACCAUGGCCAUUAUCUAAUAACAAUCACUUGUUAUAUGAUAGACGUUUAAUACCAGAUGAUCUUUCCACCUCUCGUCUAAUCACUAGGUCACUUUCAGAAGACUAUCCUAUUUCAAAAUGGAAUACCUCUACAUCUUCAUCUCUUGACCUUUACUAUUCUCCAAUGUCACAGCAAUUAACUCCUAUGCUUUCAACCGGUUCACCCGUAUCUUCAAUUGAUGGUGGCUACUAUGAUUCUUGCUUUGACUUACUUAUGACAUCUUCAUCUAUGUAAAGGCUCUUUUUCUUUCUUCUUUUUGUUUUCCUUUUUUUUUUUGGUUUUUC
Molecule: messenger RNA, 893 nt
Organism: Cokeromyces recurvatus
Lineage: Eukaryota; Fungi; Mucoromycota; Mucoromycetes; Mucorales; Mucoraceae
Exons: 3
Coding region: 1-843 (280 amino acids)
Biological process (GO): cell differentiation; regulation of transcription by RNA polymerase II
Molecular function (GO): RNA polymerase II cis-regulatory region sequence-specific DNA binding
Source: RefSeq, a predicted model, not a curated record